AUGACCUCCCAAAUCGUGCCAGUGGUUGAAGCUGUACCAUUCGUGGACUGCUCACCAGCAUACAGGUCUCUACGACAAUCGUUGCUUGAAGACUUUAGCGCCAAAGUCCCAAGUCACCUCAGACUUGCGCAAUCAAUCAUCGAUAACCCACCAAAGAAUGUGACCAGUAUUCCUCGAGAUUGCGGUAUCCUGUCUCCAGAAGAGAUUUACAUAACCGAGGAUUAUGAUGUCGUCUCCCUUGCAAAUGCCAUCGCAUCCAAGAAGCUGUCUGCUGUGGCCGUGGCGACUGCAUUCUGCAACCGAGCUAUCAUCGCCCAUCAGCUCACCUGCUGUCUGACCGAAUGGUUCAUGGAUGAAGCAGUCGAACAAGCACGAAAGCUUGAUGAGUACCUGGAGGAACACGGAAAGCCCAUAGGUCCUUUACACGGAAUCCCCAUAAGUAUAAAGUUACGAUUGUCCAUUGCUGGCCACUGGUCCAUGGCUGGAACACUCGAUACGCUACAGAAAGCUGACGUGGAUUGUCAAUUGAUUGGAAUUCUGAGAGAAGCUGGAGCCGUAUUCUACUGCAAGACCAAUCAACCGCAGUCAAUGAUGCACCUCGAGUCGCUCUCCAUCUGGGGUCGGACCCUGAACCCGUACAACAUCAACCUGUCCUCAGGAGGCUCCUCUGGAGGUGAGGCAGCUCUCAUUGCUCUGAGAGGAUCUGUCUUUGGCCUUGGUACAGAUAUUGCGGGCAGUGUACGUAGCCCAGCGGGCUAUUGUGGAAUCUUUGGGUUUCGCCCAACCUCAUACGUAAUGCCCAGCAAGGACUUUCUUGGUGGCAUCCCUGGCUUCGCGGCAGAAUUGAAUGUCAUGGGAUGUCCUCAUCUCGACGAUCCCCAACUCAUUCAUACCGCAUGGCCGAGCAAACGGAAAGGAAGACAACCAAAUGUCGGUCCGCUAAGAGUUGGGUUCAUGAUGGAUGACGGAAUGAUAACGCCACAGCCCCCCGUCACAAGAGCGCUCAUGUGGGCACGGUCGCAUCUCUCAAGAUCUUCCUCCUUCCACGUGAAAGACUUUCAGCCUUUUGAAACCGCCGAUGCGAUGAAGAACCUUGCGAGUGCCUAUUGGCCUGAUGGCGGCAAAUCGCUGAAGCACCACCUGUCCAUCAAGGAAGAACCAUUACUUCCCCUAACAGCCUGGGCUCUCAAGGACGUGGAUGAUAUCGACAUCGGGGUGUCGGGCAUCCUUAAGCAACGUGGAAAGCGUAAUCAAUUUCGCUAUGACUUUGCUCAACAUUGGGACGCUCAGCAAGUAGACAUUGUCGUCUGUCCCGUGUCAGUUGGCCCCGCUUGUUCGCAUGACACAACUUUCUAUUGGAACUAUACUUCCUUCUGGAACUAUGUUGAUUAUCCUGGCGUGACCAUCCCCACUCGAAUUAAGACUUUUGAAAAGGGGGCUGAAAGCUACAUCUCUAGUACUCCUCUCAGCGACGAAUGCAUUCAUGUCAGAAAGCUUUGGGAAGAAGGGGACUUCGAAGGUGCCCCCAUUGCCUUGCAAGUCAUUGCUAGGAGAUAUCAUGACAUUGAACUAUUUGAUGCCGUGAAAGCUUUGGACGAUGUUUUAGCGAUGGGGGUUCCCGUAUAG
Molecule: messenger RNA, 1626 nt
Organism: Clonostachys solani
Lineage: Eukaryota; Fungi; Ascomycota; Sordariomycetes; Hypocreales; Bionectriaceae
Source: the annotation of a GenBank genome assembly